GUCUUUUCGAUUUCCUCUGGUGUAUUAUUUUUUGUAUUAAGAUCAUUGACGAUUCUAAUGACACAUGCAGAAAGUUCAUCAGAAAUUUUUUAUUUGAGAUUUGACCACAUGGUAGCGAUCCCCAUGAUUAACACUGGACCAAUGAACAAAAAAACAGCGGUUAAGGUCAAAAAAAGCAUAACUCCUGAAGAGUUGAGCAAUGACAAACUGGACAUGAUUAGGCGUAUCACAGCCUGGAUCUCGUCUAAUAAUAACAAAUAUCUCUCCCCUGAAUUGUAA
Molecule: messenger RNA, 279 nt
Organism: Rhizophagus irregularis DAOM 181602=DAOM 197198
Lineage: Eukaryota; Fungi; Glomeromycota; Glomeromycetes; Glomerales; Glomeraceae
Source: RefSeq, a predicted model, not a curated record